ACACGAGAGGGGCCUUCAACAUGGCUGCUCGCUGCUGAGGCCACAGAGGGGUUCGGGUCACCUGUCGUUGCGGUGAGUGCCGCCGCCGAGCAGCGAGCCGUCAGCCAUGCCCGUGAGAACGACGGAGAUCGUGCCACCCUUGCCGGCCAACGCGCAGCAACCUGGCGUCACCAGGUCGCUGCUCUACAACGGCUCCCGGUUCCAGGGCCAACAGAAGAGCAAAGGCAACAGCUACGACGUCGAAGUUGUGCUUCAGCACGUGGACGAAGCAAACUCCUAUUUGUGCGGCUACCUGAAGAUCAAGGGCCUCACGGAGGAGUACCCGACGCUCACCACAUUUUUCGAUGGAGAGAUCAUCAGCGGGAAGUACCCAUUUCUCACGAGGAAAUGGGAUGCCGACGAGGAAGUCGACAAGAAACACUGGAGCAAGUUUGGGUCAUUCGAGGAUUACACCAAGACGUUCAACUGUGACAGUUUCAACUACACGAGCCUCAAAGCAUCCGAAAACGUUUUCAUGAGGUGGAAGGAACACUUUCUGGUUCCUGACCACACCAUCAAGGACAUCAAUGGGGCAUCCUUUGCGGGCUUCUACUACAUCUGCUUCCAGAAAAAGUCGGCCACCAUUGAAGGCUACUACUACCAUCGAAGCUCUGAAUGGUACCAGUCACUAACGUUGCGGCACGUGCCGGAGCACAGCAUCCAGAUAUACGAAUUCCGGUGAGGACAGCGCACGUCUGCAAACUCGGCACCGGCGGCGCGUCCAUUCCCGCCAUCACCCCCGUGCCCUGCAUCACGACAGGGCAGUCACUUGAGUCGCCCUCCUGCAGCAGCAUUGACCGGCAUUCAGUCCGUCGCCAGCCGCCCCAAUACGUCUGCGAGGGCAGUCACUUGAGUCGCCGUCCUGCAGCAACAUUGCUCUCCAAAUCGGAGAGAGACGAACGACCGGCAUUCAGUCUGUCGCCAGCCACCCCGAUACGUCCGCGGUUCGCCCGUGGCGGGUCGCUGAUGACGACAGCUUCGUAAUUGUGCGCUCCGUCGCAAGUGUCCACUGCUGCCGCCGCCGCGCUGUGUGUGUUUAGUGUGUCCGUGCCAUCAUCAUCACCACCGGACUUGAGCCCCCGAAGAGACGUCUUCAUUCACCGUGUGCGCGCGUCCGCCAUCUUCAAAACUGAACGUGCGCGCUGCUCUCUGAACAAAGAGCGCUCGAAGCAGGGGGAUGGCAUUUCUUCCUUCUAGUCCCGUCGCCACCGGCAACGCCGAGAUUGUAAGGGUUUGCACCAGUAAUUUUUGUUUUUUUUUCCCCCCUUCUGUUCCACUGGUUGUGACUGGUGUUUUUCCUAGUGAAAGGAAGAUACGUUGGGCUAACGAAGCCUUACCGCAUUCUGUGCUUCCGCGUUCACCCCGAGUAACAUUUAAGGCGUGUGGCGAGAACUAACCUCGCGAUGCCCGGGCCUGGCAUUUUUUAUCGUAGUUCUUUGGGGUGGGGGAGGGGUGGAAUCAAUGCAUGAUGCGUGUGUGUGUUCCGCUGCUGCAUCGUACAACAACGGAAGCAUAAUUCGAAAUGAGAUUAUUUGCAAACAAACUGAUCGAGCAGUGCUGAUUUGUUUCGUUUUACAUGCCUUGCAUGCUAGUUUUUUUUUUGUUUUUCUGAUGGCAUACAUUUAUCUUUUGACAGAUUUAUGCUGGCAUUUUAAUCAGCUAUGUCGCCAUGUACUGUUCUACAAAAAAAAAAGACACUGCAUGCAGUAUGCAUCCCGGUUAUGUAUGCAUGUAAAAUUAAAGGAAGGCUGUGUUGUGA
This is a messenger RNA of Dermacentor albipictus, 1798 nucleotides long. RefSeq names its product glucose-induced degradation protein 4 homolog. Gene Ontology annotation, cellular component: GID complex. The record is from RefSeq and is a predicted model, not a curated record. Gene Ontology annotation, biological process: protein catabolic process in the vacuole; negative regulation of gluconeogenesis; protein targeting to vacuole. Lineage: Eukaryota; Metazoa; Arthropoda; Arachnida; Ixodida; Ixodidae.